Molecule: messenger RNA, 1207 nt
Organism: Hibiscus syriacus
Lineage: Eukaryota; Viridiplantae; Streptophyta; Magnoliopsida; Malvales; Malvaceae
Product: NDR1/HIN1-like protein 6
Exons: 2
Coding region: 109-930 (273 amino acids)
Cellular component (GO): plasma membrane
Source: RefSeq, a predicted model, not a curated record
AUGCCUUUGUCCUAAAUCUAAAUCUGGUGAAGUGGCAACAUCAACUUUGGGUGGAGACUAUCUUUCUUUCUAUUCGAUUCUUCUUCUUUGUGUUUUUCUUUGCUGUUAAUGUCAGAAAAAGUAUUCCCUUCAUCCAAACCCACCGCCACGGCUGCUCCACCGGCCGCCAAUGGUGGAGCUCCAGCCAGUACGAACGGUACAACCAACGGUGGCGCAACAAAAUCCCACCUUUACAAUCCGACUUCUCGCCCACCAUACCGUCCACAACCCCACCACCGACGCCACCGUCCGCGGCGGAACUAUUGUUGCUGCUGCUGUUUCUGGACUAUCCUCAUAAUUCUCAUAUUGGCGCUUUUAGUAGCCAUAGCAGGCUCCGUCUUUUACGUGCUUUACCGUCCUCAUCGACCUUCAUUCACCCUCGCUUCCCUCCGUAUCCACCGCUUAAACUUGACAACCACUGCCGAUUCCUCCUCGUCCCAUCUCUCAACCCUUUUCAACCUAACCGUUUCCUCCAAAAACCCAAACUCACACCUUUCCUUCUCUUACGAUCCCUUCGUCGUUUCGUGCGUAUCGAGCAAUAACGAUGUUUUUAUAGGCAACGGAUCAUUACCAGCUUUCGUCAGUAACAGCAAAAACGAGACGACAUUCAAGGGUGUGGUGACGACGACAUCGAGUGAUCUAGAUGCCGAGACAGUCAACAAACUGAGAGCGGAUCUGAAGAAGAAGAAUGGGAUCUCGUUGAAAGUGGAGAUGGAUACUAAAGUGAGGGUGAAGAUGGGGGGGUUGAAGAGCAAGAAAGUUGGGAUCAGGGUUUCGUGCGAUGGGGUUAAAGGGAUUGUUCCAAAAGGUAAAUCACUGUCGGUGGCUAGUGUCGCUGGGGCCAAAUGCAAGGUUGAUCUCCGAAUCAAGGUCUGGAAGUGGACUUUUUAGCCAAUUGUUUCCAUUUAAAUGUAUUUUUCUCUCCCUUUUACUCAAUGCUUUUGAUUUUUUAUUAGCUUUCUUUUCUGGGUUCGUAAAAGAAAUUGUGGAACGAAUCAAAGAAUCAAUCGAGGUGAAUGUAUUGCCAUUAGAUUUAGGAAAAAUAAGAGGCUGAAGUCUUGAAGAUGAAGAUGUUGAAACUGGAUUUAUUCUCUUCUUUUUCAUUUUGAAGAUUUUUUGUGGCGUUGUAACAUCUUUACUAUCAAUGAAUAUAGAAAUUUGGUUUCCA